AUGUCCAUACUCAAAGAUGUACAGAAAACAAACGACUUCAAAACCGUUCCUCAACCCACCAAAUUUUCCGUCGCAGACCUAGAAUCUCUCUCCAAUCCCGCAAUUGCCUACAAACUGCCGUUGGCGGUGAUUGCACUAGUGGAUAUGAACGCGUUUUUCGCACAAGUGGAACAAACUCGACUAAAUCUCUCCAUUGAUGAUCCGGUGGUUUGCGUUCAAUGGCUGACCCUCAUUGCAGUUUCGUACGCCGCUCGAAAAUAUGGCAUAAAUCGGAUGGAUAAUGUUAAAUCGGCACGGGAAAAAUGUCCCGAUGUGAUUCUUGCUCAUGCUGCUGUGUUCAAAAAGGGAAAUCCAUAUUGGUCUUAUGUUGAUGGACUUCCCAACCAAGCAGAGCACAAGGUUUCCCUCGAUCCUUAUCGGCGAGAAAGCCGGAAAAUCAUCAAAAUCAUCAAGCAGCACUGUGACGUGGUCGAGAAAGCGAGUGUGGACGAAUGUUACAUGGACUUGGGGCGUGAAGUUCACAAGAGACUACUUUUGGAAUUUCCUCAACUUCGUCAAUUGGGGCUGAAAUUACCUGAUAUACCGCCGCAACUCCCGGAAUCGCUUUAUUGGCAGGGAGAAACAGUCAGAACCGAAGCAGAAGAUGCCGAAUUACAACUGAGAGAAAACGUUUCCUCGUCACAAAAACCUCCAGCAUCUCCUCCUACAAUUUCUGAUUGGGAUGAUAUUUGCGUACUUAUCGGUGCUCAGGUUCUCUACAAAAUCAGGAAACUCAUCUACGACGAGCUCUCAUAUACUACUUCGGGCGGAAUUGCCAGAAACAAAUUUCUUGCUAAACUCGCAGCAGGAUUCAAUAAACCAGACAAUCAAACCAUCAUCAGGCUGGCCCUGAUUCCUAAUUUUUUGACCAAUUUUCAGUUUAACGAUGUUUCAGGAAUGGGAGGGAAAACAGGCGAUACCGUACUAGCACGCUUCGAUACCCCACCAGGUGUCAAUUCAUUUACUCAUCUUCGUGAAAAUUACACUUUACAAGAUAUUCAAAAAGAGUAUCCUCAAGAUCCACAAUUUGCCCAGAAAAUCUACGAUAUAGUUCGAGGCGAUGACAAACAACCUCUAAGGCUUCGAACAGACGUGAAAUCCAUGAUGUCAAGAAAAAAUUUUAUUCCUCAAAGACCAGUAAAGACGCUUUUUGAUAUUUUUUCUUGGUUGAAAGUGUAUGCCGGUGACCUUCAUAAUCGAUUUAUCGACUUGGACGACGAGAAUAUGAACCUUCUGAUGCUGCUGGUGUCACACAAGGAGAAAGGGGUGCUUGUUCGCCCCAAAACUAUGAGCUUACAGAUUGGGUUUUUGUCGGGUGCAAGAAUAUCAAAGCAAGUUACCCUUCCUGUGUUUCGCUCGCUUGAUAAAUUGCACCAAGUAGUCGAGUCUACCAGCUUAAAAUUGAUGAAGGAGAUGCUUGAGCUGAGUGGAAAAAUCGAGGAUUCCGGCGGAACAGAUAUCAAGAAGAUUGACUUUAACGAUGAUGAAAAACUUAAAAAAAUCAAGGUGAACCCAAUUUUAAACUGUGCAUUGAUCGUCUCAAAUUUCACCGUCACUUCCGAUUCCAGCCUUAUAGACCGCUACGUUGGAGAUUCCGGAGCCCAAGAUACGGAAGAAACGAUCAAACGAAUGUUUGAUGCUGUAAAAGAAGAACAAGCAUCCAAACCACCAUCGCCCAAAAAGCCCAAAACUGCGAAAGUUGAUAACGAUUAUAUCACCAAACUUUUCAGCGAUUACAAGCUGAGAAAAACAGAAAACGUUCCAAAACGCGAAAAGAAAGAAUCUUCCCCCAAACCUGAUAUAUUUGCAAGGCUAAAUAGCCAGGCUUCAAAACAGUCGACUUUUGCAAUCAAAGACGGGUACUGCACACAGUGCAACUGCAAAAUCGACGACGAACCAGAGCACCGCGAUUACCACUAUGCCCUCGAGUUGUCGGAGAAAUUGAACCUGUCCCAGCCCACCCUCCAGUUCAAGCGUAAGUGA
Messenger RNA from Meyerozyma guilliermondii ATCC 6260, 2022 nucleotides. RefSeq names its product DNA-directed DNA polymerase eta (gene RAD32). Lineage: Eukaryota; Fungi; Ascomycota; Pichiomycetes; Serinales; Debaryomycetaceae. The record is from RefSeq and is a predicted model, not a curated record. Gene Ontology annotation, biological process: error-prone translesion synthesis; response to radiation. Gene Ontology annotation, cellular component: replication fork; site of double-strand break; nucleus. Gene Ontology annotation, molecular function: damaged DNA binding; DNA-directed DNA polymerase activity. The transcript has a single exon. Bases 1 to 2022 code for a protein of 673 amino acids.